Molecule: messenger RNA, 10382 nt
Organism: Falco peregrinus (peregrine falcon)
Lineage: Eukaryota; Metazoa; Chordata; Aves; Falconiformes; Falconidae
Gene: NCOA5
Product: nuclear receptor coactivator 5
Exons: 7
Coding region: 7372-9027 (551 amino acids)
Biological process (GO): regulation of signal transduction
Cellular component (GO): nucleoplasm
Molecular function (GO): RNA binding
Source: RefSeq, a predicted model, not a curated record
AAAACUGAUCUGUGCUCUCCUACUGACCCCAGCAUGCAUUCUGGUGGAAAGAGUGCUUUUGUUUUAAAGCUCUCUGGAAAGAUCACUAUGUGAAACUUGCCUGGCGUUAGUCUGAAAUCACUUUUACUAGGUAUGUAUUUACCUUCAGAGUUAAUUGUUGUAAGUGCUGUGUGGUUCAUGUUACUACCUAGAUCUUACUUUGAGCUUAUUUUUAUGUGUUAGUAUUUGAAAAGCUCUAUUAUCACGUUUAAGAAACUGUUCAACAUGUAAGCCCUAGAAAGCAGUCAUUGAAACUUCAUGCACAUAGUUUUAAAAACAUUUGUAAACCAAUAUUGGGCUUCAUCUUGACAGACUCGGAGCAAUUGGUCGCAGCACUUACCAGCUUGUUAGAUGAGUAAUUGGAUUUUUUUGCACAUGUGAAAUCAGUCUGUAAGUAGUGCUAUAAAUAUGAGGUGCUUUAAAAAGGCCAUUUUAAUAAAGAUGAAAAUAAUUCUGCUAAAUAUGCUGGGAGCAAACUUAAACAGAAAUGAAUGGUUAGAAAUCUAAUCUAUUAAAUGCAAGCAAAAAAAAUACUUUUGAAGUAAGCCUAUACUAAUUUGAAGAAAGCCAGUUUGACUUAGAAAGGAAUGAAAGGAGCAAUAAAUAAUAAUGUGUGGGAAGGUGUGUGUACAGUAACAAAUGUGAACCUGAGGAUGGAGGUGAAGGCAAAUAGACAGGGUAGAAGGAUACAAGAAGAAAUUAUGGCCAGCAUUGUCCAAGUCUAGAAGCUUAAAUAGGGGCAACUGUGGCUGUUUUAGAAGCUAAGGUGUCACUGUCUGGAAAUUAUCGAUAAAGUUUCUAACUGGAAAGGACUACCUAGUCUUCAGUUAAUGUUUCUGCUGUCUGUUUUUGAAGAGGCAGAAGGUGGUUUUAAUAUAAUUUCCAUUUCAGUAGCAAAAUAAAAAAGGUAAAACGGCAGCUACCAAAACUAGACCUCUCAAAAUAAAAGAAAAAAACCCCAACAAAUUAAAUCUAACAUAUAUGAGGCUCGGUGAAAUGAAGAUCUGCCUAGGCUAUUAAUGUUGGUUUUCCACAAGCCUUGGAAAAUGAGGGAGUUUCCAGGGACCUAGCAGAGCACUGCAACGUGCCAACAGGCAGCAUAAAUGGGAUGAGCCUGGCAUCAGCCCCUGAUGACAAAGGGAUUCUUUUACCUGACACUCAGUGAGAAGGGAAUUAAUUAGUGCCAAUCCAAAUAAAUCCUGUCACACUAGCUUAUUCUUAUGAUGCUGCAAGCUUUAUGGCUGCAAGUAGCAGUGUUGAUGUAAAAGACUCCUGUAAGAUGUUUGAUUCGAUUAAGAAACUAGAACAGUUAAAACCAACGUGAGGUUAAAUGGAUUUCAGAUGAAUCUCAGUGUAACAUAGAUGGAAUUGCUCAGUGCUUUGAAUGGUGUUCUGGAAAAAUUGAUUCCUGUCCAUACAGUGUUUUUAUAAGUGACUUGGAAAGAAAACACACAAUCAUGUUUUAAAAAGACAAUGAAAUAAUGAAGGUUGAGUCACUGAUGGUGAAAUGAUCCGCACUUCUUCCUAACUGGAUGCAGGCAGAACUGAGCUUUCAGUAAAGCCAAAAGGGAAGAUUUGCACCCAGCAAGAGUGCUUUUGUCAUCCGUAGCUGUGCAAAACACAGAUUUGUAAGUAGGGAGGUUAUGGUGCCUGCGGAUUUUUGCUGCUGGAAUGCUGUGUUCAGUUCUGGUAUGCCUGGUUCAAAAAGGAUAAUAUUAAAUUGGAGAAGCCUCAGAAAAACCUGAAGAAGGCUUAAAGAGUUGAAGAACAAGCCCUAGCAAAAGCCUCAAGAUAAAGUAGUGAUGUGAUCUGUGUGUUACAGGCAGAACUGGAAGUGAGUUAUAAUCUAGUAGGCAUAGGUGUGAUAAGUUGUUAAACGGAAAUAGUUUUCUUUAAAAGCAAAGUAUUUCAUUGGUGGAAUAAAUUAUUGGAGCUUUGGUGGUUUCUGUGCUCUGAAGACUUUAAAAUUGGAAUUGGAUGUUUUGCUAAAAGAUAAGCUCUAGUUCAAGGCCACUGCUGCACUUGACGUAGGAAUGUGAUUCAAGAAACUUGUCGCCUGUGUUUAUUCAGGUUACACUGUAUGAUUGUAGUGGCCCUGUCAUCUCAAAAUCCUAUGGGACAGAAGACACUUUUUUUUUUUUUUCUCGGAAGGUUUGUCAGUGUUCAAAUACUUAACCUGUAAAUGCUGUUGGCAUUAAAUAAAAUGUUGGUAAAUCUGUUCAUUUUGCACAAGAGAAGGAUCCCUGUCAAAGGUGUUUUUUCUUCUAUUAAAAUAUUUUUGUUCAGAUUUAAAUACAUUUUUUUAUUUGAAAGAAGUGUAUGGUAUUGAGUGUAAAAAUCGUAAUAGGUUUCUGCAAUGACAUCUUAAAACAGAAAAUAAAAAAAUCUUAAACCAAAGAAAGCAGGUAGUGUCUUGCUUAAAGAUAACACUUUAAGGGGGAAAAAAUUCUUAACUAAAAAAUAAAUGCAAGGAGAACAGUUGCUUCAGUUACACAGUCUGAGUAUUAAAUAUAAUUGCUAAUAACACAAAGUAAAAGGCUUUGGGAGACUUUAACUCCAGUGUUACAUUACACUAAUUCUUCCACAAAUGCAUAGAAGUGUUUUCAUAUCUUCAAUGAGUAAAACUAUGUAGGGAAUAAAUGUCCAUCAAAUUUAGUUUGUGACAGUAGACAAUGCAGCUGCAUUUGGUCCUGGGGAGACUGCUUUGUGGUCCUGUGAAUGUUGUUGUGCUGCAUUUGUAGUUAAUGUUCAGAUUGCACUUGCUUCUCUCCCCCCACAAAUAGAGAACAUGCUGCUUUGUGAUUGACAACAAGAACGAAAAUUAGAACUCAUCUCUUAAUUCUAAUUUUAUUCUUGAAAGUAAUGAAGAGUAGCUUGGGAAGUUACAGAAGAUGUUAAGACUUGAAUCUGCCUAAAGAUGUUGUGGCAUGUUUACUCUCUUGCAGGAGCUCUGAAAUUAAUUAAUGUAAAUAACUAAUAAGAAAUCUUAAUUGUUGAUAGAUUCUCAGGGAGCAGAUAGGACCCAAGGUUUUUUUGUUCUUUCCUUAAAAGGCGCUCAGAGUAAAACAUCCGAAGUCAUUUCUGUUUGUUCUUGCCCCCCUCCAGUACAUUAUUUCAUCUUCAAUCAGCUGUUACGGAAGGCUUUGUUUCUUCACAGUAGAACAAUAUGGGUCCCUGCCAGUUCUGGGCAACUUCGCUUUUUCUGGUUGAGGACAAGACUGUUUCUUCAGCUCUCUUACUUCUUUGUAUUUCACUUCAUGGUGUUUUUCAUGGAGAUGCUCAGAAGCCAACCAAUUUUCAAAUUUCUGAUCUGUUGCAUCAGUUUGCAUCAUGUUAACAGUGGUGUUUUGAAUGCACCAUGUUGACUGCAUAAGGAGCUGGUGCUUCAGGCCUCUUGGAUCCCAUUUCCUCAGUGGUGGAGGCUGUACAACUUAAAGCUGCAGCAGUCCAUUGGAAGGCAGUUGCAUGUGCCACUUGAGAACCCUUGGAUUAUUUUCAACAAGGGUAGCGGCAUGCUCCAUUGAACAGGACUGGCUGUGAACUUAAGACUGUGCUGGCCAUAAGUUUCCUUUCUCGGAGGUUUUCAGACUCUGCUUUUUCUCCUAGAGUCCAUGAGUCGCUUUCUGCUUGCUCAUAGACUGCAGAAGAAAGAGGUUCUCUUAUGGAAUGAAGAGUCUGGAUGUAGGCCUGAAUGUAAAAGGUUAAAACUUCUCCCAAGCUGUCCACCCUAUUUUGAAGUGAGAGAAAUCCAUGAAAAUUUCAUUACAUUGUACUAUCUAAACUUAAUAAAAAAAUUGUCAAAGUGACAAUGUCUCUCUGCUGAAUGGAUUUUCUUGCACCAUCUGGAUGUUGUUGAGCUUAAGUUGCUUUCAUUUGAAUUGUGCUGAUGAUCUUUUUUUUGUUCCAUAGCAUUGAACAGAUGGGUUGAUUAUUCUUUACAGAUAUUAAUAAAGCAGUGGAAAGAAGAAAUAUGAAUAAGGCUUCAUCAAGGUCCAGUCCGGCACGAAGGUUGUAAGAGACUUGUGAGGAAGAAUACACUUGAUGUCUGCUCCUGCCUCAAAUAUAGAAGCCAAGGCCCACCUAGAGAAUGCUGAGGGGCUGCAGCGUUCCCAGUGCUGUGCUGCAGAGGACUUCGGGAUCUUGUGUCCUCUGAUGUCAAAAGCUUCCAGUGCUGAAACGAGACUGGAAAAGAGCAAGUGAGCGAAGCACAAGACAGCACACACGUCUCUGUUGCACUGUCCCGUCUGCAUGUGUGCUUGCUCUGUCAGUACCUGGAACCGGUCCCCUUCUGUGCAGCCUCUCCUGGUUUCCCACCCCUUGGCAGGCACAGCGUGUGCAGCUCCUGCACGUCCUCUGUGUGUGAAGUCACAGGCAAGUGGAGAACACAUGGACUGUCCUGUCACAGGAGGAUGACUUCAGUUUCCUUUCCAUGGUGUUACUAGGGAGCACACAAAGGCAUGCUGCGGUUAUAGUUUGGUAUAAGGUGUGCAUCAUCUAUGCCUGUACUCUAAAGCUUUCCAUACAAAGGAGUGUUGCUUGUUGGACUCUGAGGUAAUCAAGCUCUCACGUGUCUGGUGUGCUCUACUACUGACCUGUUGUAUCACCAAAAAUGAGGGAAAAGUCACUAGCAAGACAUCUACCACCAAAAAAAGGGAGAAUGAGUAGCUGCAAUUCUUGGCACCAUCUAGGUCUUUUGCAUGUGUUGCACUUACCCUGCAUAGGGCCAGAUGCACUUGCAGAGGCCAGUGUGUAGGUAUCAGGCCCAGGGAAUGCUUUGGGCACACAGCUGGGAGUUCAUGUUACAGAUGUGGCAAGCCUUGGGCCUGGGCUCUGGCAGGCAUGCUUGGUGCUGACAUGAGGAUCCCAAGAAUACUGCAAGUACGUGGGCAGCAGGCACUGGUGCCGUGUCUUUGGCCUCAGUGGCACUGCAGGUACAUAAGGCUGAAGGUGCUGGGCAGCACUGUGGGCGUGAGAGGCAGGCACCAUGGGCAUUGGGUCCUGUGUCAUCCUGCAUGGAUGCAAGAACAGGUGCCAGUGUCACUUGCCCUAAGGAGCACUGGAGGGGCAUCGGCCACGGGCAGCAGUGCUGUGGUGCUGGACUGACUCCACAGCUGCCGAAGGCUUUGGUGCCGCUGUGACAGGCACUGGAUCCCAGCUGGCACUGCAGAUGCUGCAGCCAUCCCAUGUCACUAGCACCAGCUCCCAAGCAGCACCGUGGGUGCAGGUGGGAAUGAGGUCAUGGGCAUCGAGUCCUGGGCACGGCUGUGGAUAACAGACUCUGGACCAUGCUGCAGGCCUGUGAAAGACAGCUGCUGAUGCCAGUGUGUAGAGUCCCACACUGCGCCACAGGUGACGGUGCUGGGCCAGCGCUACUGAGUCCCGAGCAGAUGUGGGCAGCGAUGCUGAUGCUGCAAGAGCUGGACUGUGGCGAGAGGCGUGGAAGCAGAAGGCUGCUGUGCCUUCGUGCUGCUGCCUCUCCACAAGCAGCGGGGCAGCAAUGCAGGUGCAAGAGCAGAGAGGACCCGCGCCACGUCUUUACUUCUGUUGCAGUUGUGCAUUGUUCAUUCUGCAUCUUUUGUCUCUGCGGAUAAUGAAUGUGGCCUGUUCUGGUCACCCCCAACACCAGCUGGAAUAAAUGUCAUAUACCAAACAAUUACACUGCAUCUGGCUGUUUUGCUAUAUAGUCCUACAGCUACAGAGAGAUCAGUUACUCAAUACCUAUUAGAGCAAAUCAGACGUUUCCCCUGAGCUUCUGCCAUCGUUCAUUGUAGGUUGGGGGGAAGGGGGUGAUGACUUGUCUUUCAUGGGAUGUGGUUUCCAUACAGAUCACAAAAAGCAGAUUUGUGUGUCCCAGAGGCUGAGGGAGUUUACCCUUGUUUGUGUGCAAAUACAGUGUUUCUUUUACAGGAGGAGGCUAUAUAUGCUCUUGAUGGAAACUCUGUAGUUUGUCCCAAGAUCUAUUUUGUAUCUGACAUAAAAAUAGAGAAUGCCAGUGCUCCUGUGUGUCCCCCAGCACAGCUGGGUGUCUAACCACUGAAGUCCAUUGCAGACUGCACAUCCGUCUGGUUACUGUCUGCCCUACCUGACCCUGGACUUGGGCACAUCUGACUUGCUGCUCCCACUGUUCUCUCUGUAGUGGAAGCAGACUUGUGUUCUGAUUGUCUUUCGUAAACUAGAUUAGACUGGUAGAGAACUCAAAAGUCUGUCAAGUUUUGGAAAUAAAAAGAUUCAAAAAGCCGGGUUUUUUUCCUGAUGUUUGUCAGUAUCUUGGGGAAAGACUAUGCUGAACACGUGAAGCUCACUAGUUUCUCUGCAAGAUUUUUUUUUGUUUGGCUUAGACUACAGUGAAUUAAGUUUUUUUUUUCUGGAAAAGAAAAUAUGACCUGGAAAAAACCCUACUGUUCUGGGAAAAGACAAAGACUGGAACGUUAUUCUUCCUUCACUCUGAAGAUGUUGCAGUACAAGGUCUGAAUGAGACGGAUCAUUCAGAUAUGACAGAGAAGCCUAUUGCUGCUGAGGAUGCAGUGGUGGUUGGGUUUAGUACCCUCUUAAUGUGGGGCAUCAUAAACAUAAGACUGUCUUUCUAUGGAAACUAUGCCUUCAAAUCCAGGACACAGUGGUAACUAUCGUUGCUUUCUACUAGCAGCACAAACCCAAGCACAACGUGGAACCUACAGUGUCUUUGGUCACAACAAGCUCCUUUUUUAAUCAUGUGCAAAUAACAAAUUAUUUCAGGUAUUCUGCUGUCAUUGACUAACGAAUUUAAUGGAUCCCUUGAAUGCUCCUGGCUAUUGCAUAUUUGUGGGUAUUAGGCUACAACACCUUGAAUUGUCUCAAAGGAUUUGCAAAAACAUGUUUGAUAGAUGAUCUGUGCUGACAUUGGAGGCCUUGAAAUGGUCGUUUCUGAGGUGCCUGUUCGCUUCUUCCACAGGUGCUCUACACUUUUAGUGAUGCUCCAUUAAGGAGCUUUCUGGGUCUUGUUUGGCUAUGAUAAACGUUAGAGUUAAGAAGCUUCUCCAGGCUGCUUCAACAAAUAUGUUUUAUGGGCAAUUCUUGCUGUUUUGGGAUAGGAGGGAGGAGUCAGCUGCUGAGAGAAGGGCCGCUGUGGCACCUCAGGUAAGAGAUCUGGGGGUAACUGUGCUUGUGCCGUUAGCAGUCUAAUGGAAUUUCCCUGGUGUUUUCCUCAGAGAGCCAUACACUUACGGGGAUGGCCGAGAUGCCAGACGUGACCGCUCCCCGCUUCGGGGGAGCCCACGGAGAGACCCCAGAGAUGGCAGGGAUGGUAGAAAUGGGCGAGAUUCCAGAGACACUCGAGACAUUCGAGCCAGAGACAUGCGUGAUGCCAGAGAUCACAGGGACCCACGGGACCUGCGAGACCCACGGGAUAUCAGGGAUCCAAGAGACUUGCGGGACCCCCGUGAUGUUAGAGAUCUUCGUGACCCACGGGAGCCGCUGUAUGAUCGAUACAGGGAUCCACGGGAUAUGAGAAAUCCACGAGAUGUGAGGGAUCCACGGGAUAUGAGAGAUCCACGGGAUAUGAGAGACCCUCGGGACCCUUUGUACAGACGAGAUGAAGCUUAUGACCGUUACCUUCGCCUGGAAGACUACUAUCGGCGGAAGGAUGACUCUUACUAUGACCGUUAUAAAGAGCAUUUUGAUAGAGCACCGGUGAAUUCAGAAGACCGUGUGAAGCGCGAGGAGCGGCGCCGAGAGGAGCUGUACCGUCAGUACUAUGAGGAAAUCAAGAGACGUUUUGAUGCAGAGAGACCUGUGGAUUGUUCUGUGAUAGUGGUGAAUAAACAGACAAAGGAGUACGCGGAGUCAGUGGGGCGGAAGGUGCGGGAUCUGGGCAUGGUAGUGGACCUGAUCUUCCUCAACACAGAGAUGUCACUGACGCAAGCCCUGGACGAUGUGAGCAGAGGAGGGUCUCCUUUUGCCAUUGUCAUCACCCAGCAGCAUCAAGUUCACCGCUCUUGCACUGUUAACAUCAUGUUUGGCACCCCACAAGAACACCGCAACAUGCCCCAGGCUGAUGCCAUGGUGCUGGUGGCAAGGAAUUACGAGCGCUACAAAACUGAGUCACGGGAGAAGGAGCGCGAGGAAAUUGCCCGGCAGGCUGCCAAGAUGGCAGAUGAAGCUGUUCUGCAGGAGCGGGAGCGCCCACCCCCCACGGAGGAGGGUGUCAGAGGAGGUCACCCUCCAGGGAUUCAGACUCUCUUGAACCUGCUGGCAGACAAUCGCUAUCUGACUGCUGAGGAGACUGAUAAAGUAAUUAAUUACUUGAGAGACCGGAAGGAGCGGUUACUGAGGGGAAACACUGAUUCUCUGCAGGCACCCAUGGCAAGACAGUCUUUGGGGGCACCUUCAGGAUCAUCUCUGGGUAGUCAGUCCAGCCUUCCAAGCUCUCAGGCUCAUCAGGGUUCACAGCCUCUGGUCUCUGCUCCUUCUGUUCCAGUGUCCUCUUCUAAUCCUCAGCAGGAGCUUCAAGCAAAAAUCCUCAGUCUCUUCAAUAGCGGGGCAGCAGCGGCAGCAGCUGCUGUAGCAAACAGCAGUUCUGCAGCCUCUGCGGGCACUUCAGGUGGCACUCCAAACCAGAACUUCGCUAACAUGGCUAGCAGUCAGGCCCGGUCAGCACAGAUGAGUGCUGGAAAUUUAAACCAGGCUCAACAGAGAUUGCAGUCUCCAAGCGCGCAGCUUCCUGCUGUCCAAGGUCCUUCAAGAAAUGCAGGUCCAAGACCUGGAGCUCCUCCACAAGCUCAGUCGCUCUAUGGUCAGCACCAAAAUCGCCUCCCUGUGCCUGGCAACGUACCUGCUCAAAGGCCAGUAUCUUCUGGUAUCAACUUUGACAACCCCAGUGUACAGAAAGCUUUGGACACCCUUAUCCAGAGUGGUCCUGCACUCUCCCACCUAGUGAGCCAAACCGUGGCCCAGGGGCGAGCAGGGUCCUCAGCCCAGCAACCUAUGGGUUCCUACCAACGACACUAUUAAAGCUGAGCUGUGAGGCCCUUUCCCCUUCCCUUUUGCCAUUCCAUACUUAUAGCUGUUUAAAGAGUCUCCUGUCCUUGACACGGGACAAAUGCCCCUGGAUAUGCAUGUCCUCUCCACUUCGGUGAGAGUGUACCCCAGUGGCAUUGCUGCUGACUGUUGCUAGUGCUGCCCUUCCUCACCUCGGUCUGGUUAGCAGUGUUUGGAAAAGUAUACUUUCUUUUCUUAAUGGCACGAUGUGCUAACAGCCACUUUGGAUAAUUGGUUGUUUCGUCCAGUCCCAGAAGCUGCUGCAGUGACAGUCCUUCUGCGUUUUCCUUACUCCCAGUAGCUGGUGCAUCUUCACAUUGCAGUGCAGUCUGGUCUCAGUGGAUGGUCUUAGUAUAGUUUUGGGUCAGUGGUGUUGAGGAAAUAGGAGGCUGAACAGAGCGGUACGCUGACUUGGGCCUUCUUGGAGAUCCACCUUUUUGGAAUGGGCACUAUUUUUCUUUGGAUUUCUUUUUUUAAUGGCAUAUAAGCCAGUUGGAAAGUACAGUGGUAGCACUAGCAGCUGAACUCAUGAGACACAUGCCUGACCACUACUCAGUAACCCAGGACUGUGCAUUUGGUCCUUCUAUAGCUGGACUGUCAUGUCCUGGCAGAGUGAGGCAGACAAAUGCUCUGCACCUUGCCCACCUCACAGAAACUGGCAGCUUUGGUCUGAGUACUGUGGCAGAUCUGAAACACAAGAGCUUCCAGCCAAGGCAGAGAUUUCAAAUGGUCUGUCAAUUUUCUACACCAAGUUGUCAGUAUUAAGAUUGAUCUGUCGAAUUUGGCAUAUAAAUUUCCUUUUGUUACAAUCUUGCUUUGGGACGGUUGGUUACUACAACCCAACAGCUCAGCCGCAGCCACACUGAUAUGCUGCUGGCCCUCCCUUGGGAAUACCUGCAGCCGGUUACCAGGUGGUGAACAUCUGCUCCCUGAAACUUCAUCUCACUGUUGGUUGGUGUUUUGUCCAUCUAAGGUGGAGAGGCAAUGCCAAGAUGCAAUACCAUAAUUUUACACAUUUUUUUCAACAUUUUGGUAGCUGCAGUGGACAGUUGAGAGGAAAAUCGGGCAGUGAUUCUUCACCGUGUUUUUAACCAGCAACACAUUUUGAUACCAGAACACAGAACAUCUCGUAGCUGUGUGGUCCUCCCAAUCACAGCCACCUUAGAGUCUGUAGGCUUCCUGCAGAGAACCGAAAGAAACUAAGAAAGCAGUGUUCUUGGAGCAGAGGAUUUUCUUUGUCCCAGGUGGUUUGUGUUGUAACAUUUUUUUUUUCUUUCUCUGUGCUGUUAACGAGGACAUUACUUUCUAAUAAAAAGGCAGGAAAAACG